Pomacea canaliculata is the source of this 1889-nucleotide messenger RNA. Its product is annotated as E3 ubiquitin-protein ligase TRIM56-like. Lineage: Eukaryota; Metazoa; Mollusca; Gastropoda; Architaenioglossa; Ampullariidae. The record is from RefSeq and is a predicted model, not a curated record. Gene Ontology annotation, biological process: positive regulation of DNA-templated transcription. The transcript has 4 exons. Gene Ontology annotation, cellular component: nucleoplasm; chromatin. Bases 380 to 1732 code for a protein of 450 amino acids. Gene Ontology annotation, molecular function: zinc ion binding; ubiquitin-protein transferase activity.
GGCGAGAUAACACACAGUACGUGCUAGAUGAUACUGACUGAGUGCAUGUUUGUGAACUUAAUCGAUUGUCCUCCCCUCCACCCGAGAGGGCUCAGUGUGGACAGUUGAUACCCCGUGUGCAGCGUUACCCCUUGUGUACUAAGUCUUAUCAAAAAAGUGUCACUGCGCAUGUCUGAGUCUGCUUGUACUUGUCACAAGGGAUUUUACAUUUUCCUUACUGCUGCCGCUCCAGACUAGUUGUGGUUACACUUGCUUGAAAAAGCCUGAUCGACAAUACGAUAAUCAGAACCAUCGUUUCAUUGGCAUCGUUUUCAAUUAUUAAUUGUCACAAGUUUACCAUAUAUAAGGACAGGCAGGGGGUUUCAAUUACUACAUCCAAAUGGCGGCUGGACGACAUUACAAGCGGGGCUCCGAUUUGCGUUUGUCCUGCAGUCUGUGCAUGGAGUCCUAUCGUGGUCGCACCCCCAAGCUGCUGCCAUGUUUUCACACCUUCUGUCUGCCGUGUCUCGAGAACAUCGUCGUCACCGCAACGUCCAAGAAAUCGGCUUCACACGCAGACGACAGUCCAGUCAAAGACAAGAAGAAAACGUGUGAAGAGAACAAGCAGACCAUAGAAGUUACUGAGAAGGAAACAAAUCCUGGACAAAAGAAAGAAGACAAAAAUGAUGAUAGUACCGAGGAGGAAGAAGACAAGGAAGUGAUAUUUCAGUGUCCUACAUGCCGUGUCUCUAUACCUGUCCCCGCAGGUGGAGUGAGUCAGUUUCAGACCAAUUUCUACGUGGACUGUGAAGAUGAACCUGAAGCCAGUCUAGACCUACCUGUGGAGUGUGACACGUGUGAGGACGGCAGCCGCGAGACAGCGACACACGAGUGCGGAGACUGUCGUCACAAGAUGUGCUCCCGAUGCAGUCGUCUGCACGUGAUCCAUGCGCAAGGUCAUCACGUGCGACCUCUCGAGGCCGGAGCUGCUGGCAAGGCCACCUCCAGAGUUGUAAAGACAAGAGAGUGCCCGAGUCACGCUGGCCAAUCGCUGUGCUUCCACUGUCGUCAGUGUGACGUCAGCGUCUGCCUGCACUGUAAGCUGACGUCACACGAAGGUCACACUACGGAAGAUUUUAUGGCGGCUGUCACACGAGCCAAAGGAGAGGUAAACAGACUUAUGGUGACUGCAAACCAGCAGAUCCAAGUGCUGGAGGCUGUACUGGGUCGUCUGGAGCGUGACACGCUAGAGUUAUCCCGCCAGAAGCAGGAAAUGUUGUCAAACGUGACGUCACGAUACGAAGCAUUGAUGACGUGGGCGACCCGAGCACGUGACGAGGCGCUGGAGGAGAUGGAGUGCGUGCAGCGUGCAGCACUGAAGGAGAUGGAGGCCGAGCGGAUUGUGGCGCGUGACACCAAACAGCUGCUGUCUCGCCUCGUGACGCGUGCGGCCUCUUCCUGUCACACCGACGCCGACGCCGACAUCGUGCUGCACAAAUCGGAGCUGCAGGCGGCGCUGCUGGACGACGACGCUCUCACCCGAUACCGUCAACGGGGGAACAAGGAGGGUCACGUGACCUUCUUUAGGUGCAGGUCAGAUGACAAAGCCGUGCAGCUAGACCAGGUGAGAGACUUCGUGGGCAGACAGGAAGGACAGGACCAGGACAAGCAGGACAAGAUGGUGAUGAUGUCAAUGAGAGAACUCUCAGAAAAAGCCGUGUCGAUGACCAAGUCAAUGGAGGAUUUGGAAUGAACAUGACUAGAAUGAUAGAGAAUGCGAUAAGGUCGGUGUCAUUCAGAGUACGGCGAAGUUCGAACCUGACUGUGACGACAGGAAAUACUGUGAUAUUCGAUAUGGUCGACUACAACGAAGGUGGAGGCUAUGACACAGCCACUGGUGUCUUCACGGC